AUGCCUACGCCCGCGCCAGCCGAACGAACACACACUACCUCAGGGCGACGAAGGGCUCAAAAUCGUGCCGCUCAACGUGCGUUUCGAGAGCGGAAAGAGAAGCACGCCCGAGAUCUUGAAGCGCAGCUUACGGUCUUGAACGAGAGAUACACUAAGCUCGAAGUAUCGCAUACGGAGCUUAACGCGGCCUACGAAAAGCUUCGAAAGACCAUCGAGCUUCUUACACAGGACGACGACGCGGAGGGUGAGGAUGAUGAGGGUACAGUCACGCGCAGGCGAGGGAGCAAUUCGGAUACCCUCCGCAAGCUCCUGGAUAUACUACAUGGGGAAUUCAAGGGUACGGUACCCGUAAAGACAGAGAUAUCCUAG
This is a messenger RNA of Alternaria hordeiaustralica, 369 nucleotides long. RefSeq lists its product as uncharacterized. The transcript is spliced from 2 exons. Gene Ontology annotation, cellular component: RNA polymerase II transcription regulator complex. The record is from RefSeq and is a predicted model, not a curated record. Gene Ontology annotation, molecular function: DNA-binding transcription activator activity, RNA polymerase II-specific; transcription cis-regulatory region binding. Bases 1 to 369 code for a protein of 122 amino acids. Lineage: Eukaryota; Fungi; Ascomycota; Dothideomycetes; Pleosporales; Pleosporaceae.